GAGAUAGUUUCUAAAGUGACGUGGCCUAAUUUUCUUCUUUUCCUCUUUUCUUCGUCUUCCUCAAUCUCACCUCAUCAUCACUUUCAUCUUCUCUAUCUCUCCACUGAUCCCACCAACCACACUUACUUUUCUCAAUCUCACCUCAUCGAAUCUCGCCCACUACUAACUUGUUGUCCUAAUCAAAGUUAAGUUGGAGAAGAACAAGAAACACCAGGGGGAAUAGAUCGUAGGGAGAAGGAAGGAGGAAGAUGGGAGAUAUUUGGGCAUGCCUUAUAUCCUUCUUCUUCCUCAUCGCUCUUGUCGGAAUCAUCGUCUACGAGCUUGCAUCUCCUGCAGCAGAGCCUUUGGCUAUGGAGGUUAAUUCUGAGAAACAAACGAUUAAAGAGGAGAGGAGCCCUGAACCUGAUACUGAGAAACAAUCGAUUAAAGGAGAAAGGAGCCCUGAACUUGUCAGUCUUGAGAUAGAUAACUUGUUCGGAUUCUUGGCCCCUUCGAGAAGAAAUAUGAACAUGUUUGUGCUACUGCUUCUUCUCUUCUUGACCAAGGCAGUUUCUCAGGGUGAAAGAGGAGAGUUCGGCCAAUUACCCAAAACAUCAAACAGGCCAACAUGUUUGUGCUACUGCUUCUAUCUUUUUUUUUCAUAAUAAUUUGAAAUUGUAUAUUGGGUAUCUUUUUAUUUUCAAAUAAAAUUUAGUAUUACUGUUUUAUGUUUUCAAUUUAAAAAUUAUUUUUAAUGUUUUAAAAAUUAUUAUAUGUUUUAACAUUAUUAAAUUAUAUAAUUAUUAAGAUUCAAAUUAUAUAUCCUCCCACUUAUCCCACUACUAAUUAUUACUAAAUUUCACCUCUUACAUUAUUUUAUUAAUUUUUCAUAUCUAAGCUAUAUCUCCCCACUUAUCCCAUUAAAGAUGCUCUUAGAGAGGGUAUUUUAGAGAAUACUAGAAAUGUUUCAUAAUUUUUAACUAAAAAAAAGUUAAGAGAUAUUUCUUAUAUUUCAGAGACACUUUUUAAUUUUUUUACUAAAGAUUAAGAAAAAUCUAUUAUAUUCGUUAAGAAAUGAUCCUUAAAAGACCUGCAUUAAUUAUGGUUUUAUUAUCCAACUUUUUAGAUACUGUGUGUAACAACCGUUAGCAAAUUGUUGGUUUAAACUUCUAAAGAAAAAUUAAUGAAAAAUGAUAAUAUUAUUAAAAUACUUUUUUUUAAGAACCUUUGACCUCAUCUUACCAAUGAAGUUGCCCAAAGUAUCUUACUAGCUCCAUUUCUAUUUCAUACCCUGAUGUCGAAAUUUCCAACGUGACAAACUUUAGGGAUGAUUUCAAACACCGAGGCUCUAAAGCUAUGGUUCCUAUAAUAGUAUAAUUAAGAGAAAAAUCAAAAACUCACAAUGGCACUGAAGUAUGUGAAUUUACGAGAUUCAACUCCAAACAAAGAACACAAAGCCAAAGACUUCUCCAUGUGCUAGAUAAAACACUUGUCCUGCUAUAACUUUGUGGGAAGAGGAGUAAGUAUGUCACAUAUCAAAGAGUUAGGUUUUUGGCUCAUCCUAUUUUCCUUCAAUCUCUGUCUUGACCUUAUCAUCUUCUACCAAUAAUGCAUUUUCUUUAGUAGAAGAAUUUUCAAACCAACUAUCUUCAUGCAAUUUUGAAAACACAAGUUUGCAGAUAUAAAAGUUGGAUGCGUAGGUAUUACCGAUAGCGUGUUUUGUAACCAAUAUUAAUCGCGAGUACCGUUUCCAACGGAUUCAUAAAUCAUAAGAGAGGUAAGAGAAGAAUAUAUUUAGAUUCUGACACGUCCAAUAUUAAAAGGCAGGUAUAUUUUUUUGUUUAAAUUUUAAUUUUAAUAUUCAAAUAUUUUGUAAUCAUAUUUGUAUUUAAUAUUUGUUUAAUUUGAUCUAAUAGUCUAUUAAAUAAAUAAAUACAUAUAGUUGGACAUAACAUUUAUCAAUAAGUUAUGUUUAUGUUUUAUAAUGGGAAUGCCAUAAUAUUUGUUUAAUUUGAUAGAAUAGUCUAUUAAAUAAAUAAAUACAUAUAGUUUGACAUGUUUUAUGUGUGUUUUUAUUGAUUGGUGAGCUGGAAUUGACGUGGUAAAAAGUUCUGUACUUUUCAAAUUUCAUCUCGAUGUGAAUAUUUUGAAAACUUGGUCAAACAGUCUGUAAAUUAUAUUACGACAAUACCACCGGGAGCUAUCCGAUGUAACUUCGGUCAAUGGUUUCUUUCUUCUUUUCUGGACCCAGCCACAGACUUACGUAGAUUAAGAUUUUUUUUUUAGAUUAAGAUAUUUUACAUAAAGAGUCACAGUAACUUUCUAUUUAAGUUGGUUUUGAAAUUUUACUUUUUUAUAUUAGUUUAAGAAUUUUCUAUUUUCAACAAAUUUGUAUUGUAUUAUAUAGUGGGGUUUCAUAUGAUUAAUAAUAAACUUCCAAGAAUUAACUUUAGGUUAAAAGGAAGUAAGUUUUUUUUGGUUCAUAUCAAGUUAUACACUCGUCAAGAAUUAAGCCUGAUAUUCUUCAAAGGGUGUCUGCUUGAGAAAAGAGUUAUGAAGAGAUCUUCAAGAAAGAGUGAUACAAGUUUCUUAGAGCAACUGAUUCUCUACGUCGCAAGCGCUGCAGUGGCUAGCUUGUCUCUAUACGUCUGUACUCGUCACUCCGACCCGAACCUUGACGCUGUUGAUAAGGCCCUCAAGCGUAAGAAAGAACUCGCCAAGCGUCUCGGGCGUCCUCUUAUCCAGACUAAUGAAUACGAGGAUGUAAUCGCGGGUGAUGUAAUAGACCCACAAAAAAUAGAGGUUGAGUUUGAUUCUAUUGGAGGGUUAGAGUCAACUAAGCAGUCACUGUACGAGCUUGUGAUUCUACCGCUGGAGAGACCUGAGCUUUUCGCUUAUGGGAAGUUGCUUGGCCCUCAAAAGGGUGUGUUGCUGUAUGGUCCUCCUGGAACCGGGAAGACGAUGCUUGCUAAAGCUAUUGCGAAAAAAUCUGGAGCUGUUUUUAUAAAUGUGAGGGUCUCUAAUCUGAUGAGCAAGUGGUUUGGUGAUGCGCAGAAGCUUGUGGCUGCUGUGUUUAGCUUGGCGGAGAAACUUCAGCCUUCGAUUGUUUUUAUCGAUGAGGUGGAUAGUUUUCUUGGCCAGCGAAGGUCGACGGGUAAUGAGGCGAUGGCGACUAUGAAGACAGAGUUUAUGGCUUUAUGGGAUGGGUUUGCUACAGACAAGAAUGCGAGGGUGUUGGUUCUUGGUGCGACAAACAGACCUUCAGAGCUGGAUGAAGCGAUAUUGAGGCGUUUUUCUCAGGCGUUUGAGAUAGGGAUGCCUGAUUGCAAGGAGAGAGCUGAGAUAUUGAGAGUUAUUUUGGAAGGGGAGAGAGUGGAGGAGGGUAUUGACUAUGAUCUUCUAGCGAGGUUGUGUGAAGACUAUACCGGGUCAGAUAUCUUUGAGCUUUGCAAGAAAGCAGCUUACUUGCCAAUCAGAGAGAUACUAAAGGAGGAGAGAAAUGGCUGGAAAUUUUCGGAGCCUAGGGCAUUGACACAAAUGGACUUGGAGAAGGUGCUUGCUACCUCAAAGAAGACACAGAUUGCUGCAAGCGAGUACUCUGGUUCAAGGUCGGUUUGGAGAAGGCCAAGGGAUAGUGAUGAGGUACAAGCCGUUAUAAAUGACAUCUCAAAGCUUUUAGUCUCUGGGAUGUGUUAGAUCAACGUGACUGACAAAGCUCAGAAAGCUUAUUUUCAAGUUCAUUCAGCUUCUCCUCUUCAUAAUCAUUGUCAUCCUUUAACCCAUCUACCACAAUACACUCUUCUUAAUCUUCUCCAGCAUUGCCACCUUGAACAUUGUGGCAUUCUAUAACUCCAUCAUUUGCCCGGUUGUUUGGGUCCAAAACCUCUUUCCACUCAUUCAACCUCAUAGCUCUCUUUGUUUAUUUUUUUUGCUGGAGAACAAACUUAUGUUUCCCUUCAGCUAUCAUAAGUGGUUAUUGUUUAGUUACUCCAUUUUUAAUACAAGAAAUUCAAGUUAU
Messenger RNA from Raphanus sativus (radish), 3997 nucleotides. RefSeq lists its product as uncharacterized. The coding region runs from base 2398 to 3675 and encodes 425 amino acids. The transcript is spliced from 8 exons. The record is from RefSeq and is a predicted model, not a curated record. Gene Ontology annotation, molecular function: ATP hydrolysis activity; ATP binding. Gene Ontology annotation, cellular component: mitochondrial outer membrane. Lineage: Eukaryota; Viridiplantae; Streptophyta; Magnoliopsida; Brassicales; Brassicaceae.